This is a messenger RNA of Pelobates fuscus (common spadefoot toad), 4602 nucleotides long. Its product is annotated as oocyte zinc finger protein XlCOF6-like. Gene Ontology annotation, biological process: regulation of DNA-templated transcription. The record is from RefSeq and is a predicted model, not a curated record. Lineage: Eukaryota; Metazoa; Chordata; Amphibia; Anura; Pelobatidae. Bases 341 to 2803 code for a protein of 820 amino acids. The transcript has 6 exons.
CGACUUAGUGGUGUUUCCAGAAAGUUAACUAUCUACUUAAAAUGCAUUGUGUACAGUUGCAAAGAAUACAACCCGGAAGGAAACUAGUAACAAAGAUAUUGUAAUGUAUAGGUUUCCCUGUAAUUUGGACAGGAUGAAUCUGUAGCUGCUGCGGACUGGAUAUAAUCUUGAUGACAUUGAUUCCUUUGCACAACAGAUCGUAGAUGGAAAGAAGACUGACGCGUUUCGCCUAUGCUAAGACGAUUUUCUUCCAGAAAGUUACAUCAGUAGUGGAAGUAGAAUAAUUCUCCGAACUGAAGCUUUGCCAGUUGUCUUCCCAAGUCGAGAAACGUCUUCUGCCAUGGAGAGUGACAUUCCCCCAUCAUCUAACGGACUUGAUGAAGAUGUAUUAGAUGAAUACCAUGGCUCAGACCAAGACACAGAACAGACUCAUUCAGACAGCAGCUUAAUUGAUGGAAGCCCAUUAAUGUUGGUUACUGUUGAGGAGGAAGAGUUCUGCCCAAAUAACGGUCCUGGGCAUCAAGAUGCCAGCAUGAGUAGUGAUGCUUUCCAGGAGAGCUCUAGCCCAUACACAUCGACACCUGUACAGAUGGCUGAUGCUUGCACAUCUACUGAACCAUUGCCCACCACAGCAGACAAGUGUUUUCAGUGGCCCGAGAAUGAGCUGAAUUUUGAAAGGGAUCCUUGGACUAUUCACCAUGAACAGUACUACGGAGCUCCUUAUUUCAACCCUAUAAACUACACAUUGCCCCACCAUGCCUCCACCUACAAGCAUUCUCUCCGUUCUUGGGCCUCACAGAAGCCCAGUGCAGAGUCCAUUGUAGACUACAUGUCCCUGUACAAGAGAUCCAUAUACAAUGGUGCAGAGUACCUCUCUAGUUACAUGGGCAAAGGAAUUAAACUAGAACACGACCUCAAGUACGAACUGAAACAAUCUGAGUUCGAUAAAGUUGCCGUUUACUUUUCCAAGGAGGAAUGGGGCUGUCUAACGAAAGAAGAGAAGGAUCUGUAUAAGGAGGUGAUGAUGGACAAUUACCAUAUCCUCUGCUCUCUGGGAUGUGCAAAUAUAAAGCCAACUAUUAUAUCAAAGAUAGAACAGGGGCAAGAGCCGUAUGGAACUGAUCUGUGGCAGACUGAAGAUAUACCUCCACUGAUUAACAGUAUAGGAUGGGCUCAUAUAAAGCCUUCAAUAAUUCCAAAGGCCGAGCUUGAAGAUGAAUCCUACGUAACGGAUUGCUGGAAAUCAGAGGAGGAAUCUCCAAAAAUUAACAAAAUUGACUGGGGGGCAAUACAGAGUUAUGAAGAUAGCCUCUAUAAACGCUCCCGGGAAAGGCAAGGCUUUGCUCCCAAAUCAGGACUUGAUAAUCCUCACGGGAACCCCAACACAGCCCUAGAUUUGAGCUUUAUUAAGCGGGAGAAGCCAUUUUCUGACCAACAUAAUCUUCCCAAGCAAGAGAGAAUUCCUCCAGGUAAAAGAUCAUUCCCUUGCCUGGAAUGUGGGAAGAUGUUUGCUACAGUGACACAGCGUGUGAAGCAUCAGAAGAUCCACGAAGGCGCCGGGCAGUUUUCUUGUACGGAAUGCGAAAAAUGUUUCAAAUCAAAGUCUUACCUCACUAUCCAUCAAAGAACUCAUACAGGAGAGAAACCAUUUUUAUGCUCGGAAUGUGGUGAAGGGUUUAUCAGCAUGUCGCAUUUAGUUGUCCAUCAUAAAGUCCAUGUUGGGAUGGUUCAGUUUGUUUGUCCAGAGUGUGGGGACACUUUCACGCGAAAAACAGAGCUUAUCAGACAUCAGCGGCUUCAUACAGGAGAGAAACCAUAUGCGUGUUCAGAAUGUGGGAAAUGUUUUAAACGGAAAUCAGAUCUCCUCUCGCACCACAAAAAUCAUACUGGAGAGAAACUGUACACAUGUUCUCAAUGUGAUAAAACGUUUAGUAGGCAGUCUCACCUUGUAGUCCACCAGAGAACACACACAGGGGAGAAACCAUACCAGUGCACAAUAUGCGGAAAAGGAUUCAUCAAGAACUCGGAUGUCGUGAGACAUUAUAAAACACACUCCAUUGAUAAACCAUUUAAAUGUUCAGAAUGCGGAAAAGGUUUUUCCAAGAACACCUUUCUUCUCAAGCAUCUUGAUAAACACCUGAUCCCCGAAAAAGAAGAUAAAUCAUUUAUAUGUUCCCAAUGUGGAGAAAGUUUUUCUAGCAUGAAUGAUCUGGCCACACAUGAGACAAGUCAUGUUGUGGAGAAGUCUUUUAUUUGCUCAGAAUGUGGGAAAUGCUUCAGUGACAUCUCCAAUCUGGUAACCCACCAAAUGCACCACAGAGGAGAAAGAUCAUUUGCAUGUUUUGACUGUGGAAAAUGUUUCACUAAGAACUUGUAUCUGGUUCGGCAUCAGAGAAGUCACUCCGACGACAAAUCCUUUUUGUGUUCUGAGUGUGGGAAGUGUUUUACCAGUAAGUCUGACCUAGAUAUUCACGAGACAAUCCACACUGUGGAAAAGUCGUUUGUAUGUUCAGAAUGCGGAAAAUGUUUCAGCCAGAAGGCCAACCUUCUGACUCAUCAGAGGAACCAUAAAGGAAAGAAGUCAUUUGCAUGUUCCGAGUGUGGCAAAUGUUUCACCAAAAACCUUUACCUUGCCAGACACCAGAGAAUUCACACAGGAGAAAAAUCUUUUGUGUGCCAUGAAUGUGGAAAAUGUUUCACUAGUAAAUCCGAUCUCGAUAUACACGAGACAAUUCACAGACCUGAAACUAUUAGCGGAAUUAUGGGAGACAUCUCGCCAGGAAAAAUUCAAGCAGGAGAGUGAAUGUUUAGAGAGUGUGCAUUUUAUUAUUAGUAGCGGAAGGAGAGAGGAAAGAUCCAAUAUGCACAUUAAUAACAAGGACAGAAGUACCAUAAAAUAAGGAGAAUGCAGUUGUUUCCUCCACUUGGGCUACAUAUAGCUAGCUAUAUUUUUAUUUAUCCCAUGUGCGUGCUGGCGAAGUGGAUCAGUUUUAGUUUUUUUUAAACUACGAAACACUCUUGUUUUUUUAUUACAAUGUCGUAAACUUCAAUUACAGAGGGUAAUUUUUCUAAAAUACCAAAAAGCCAAGACUGGGUAAACCCAGAGCAAUGUGCCAAGGAAGUUAAAAUAAUAUUGCAAUGAGUAUUUCAUUUUGAGGUAUAGAAAUACAUUUUACGGUGACAUUAAUAGUUUAACUGUAACACAAAGCUAUGUCCUACAGUCGGAAUCCGUAGUGUUAUUUGUAGACGUUAGAAACAGUGGAGGUUAUAUAUGAAGACACAUUCUGGGAGAAGGUUCUAAAACUUGAGCAGGCACCAUAGCAACCAAAUGUGCAUCACUUUAAAGAAUUUUCGCCCAGAAUUGCACUUUAUAUAUUUCCAAACAGUGAAUUCCCCUUUACUAAGCAGAUUUUCAAUUUCACACUAACAUUGUUGUUUGUAUAUUAAGGCGCCAUUUUGUCUGUGAUUUUUUUUUUUACUUUUGUGUUUAGCAAACGCAUUAAUAGCGAUACGUCACAAGACAUUAGACAUCACAAGAUUUGACAUGUUUGAUAUCCGUUUAUGUAACGUCAUAUGCCAAAGUUCCGUAGGCAGAUAGAUGCAUAUUUUCAUACUUUUAACCAAUAUGUUAUGUAAUUAUUAGAAUAUGUAUAGAUCUUAGUUGAAGACAGUAGAUAUAGUCUCGAAAACGGUCAACGUAUACAAUGAAGCAGCUUCAUUGCUCGGUUGAUAGCACUUAUACCAAUUAUUCUAUUAAGUAACUAAAUGCUUCUACUUGGAAAAGACCUGUGUAAUUUGGGUUAUUGUAUCAUCAAAGGGUUUAUUUUUUGACAGAGCAUAAUUGCGAAAGUGUUAAAUUCUCUUUUUGUACCAGUUCAUUCCUCACACUAUUUUAUUAAGCCCAAAAUCAAUUCUCGUGCACCCAUCCUCCCCGACGGGUCGACAUUAAGGAUUUCCGUUCCACUGGAGAUAUUUGUAAAACGUGGAUGAAUCAGUGGACGGGGAUGUGAAAGGAUUUGCUUGUAAACACCUGCUCCAGAUAAUUAGGUAAUUACAAAACAGCAUAUGUACUAUUUGGGACAGAUUUUUUAUAAUGAAACAAUAAACAGUUUGCCAUGAAAAUAAAACGUUUGCUAUUUUGCAGUAUAUUUCAAUAUAUGUUUCUUUGUAGAGUUUAGCUGACCAAAAAAAUACGGUAGUUAAUUUUAUUUGCUCCUCUGGAUUGUUUUCUUUGACAUCACAGUUAGGGGUUACAUGUCAGCGACCCUCCUGUAAGUAGAGCAGACCAUUCCACUGUCUGUAGAAUAUUCGGGGUACACAGAGACUCACGUUGGAGGGAGAGCAAUUAACCAAAUACCCCAGGAUUUUUUAUACUGAAUGGCUAUGGCCAAUUUAACUCUGCAAAGCAACAUAUUGCCAAAUAUUCUGCAAUACAUCAAAGUUGUUGUUUUUUUCUGUUGUUUAUUUAAAGAUACUUCCAUGUGACAAGGUUUUAUUUUCUGUCUAAAAGAAGUUAAAUAUAAACCUUAGAAGAGUCCGAGUCUGGUUACGUAUUCCACUAGUGAAAUGGAAAGGUUAUUUCAAUAGAAUAUUUUGUGUUUU